Messenger RNA from Phyllopteryx taeniolatus (common seadragon), 9997 nucleotides. It is a transcript of the gene pogzb, whose product is annotated as pogo transposable element derived with ZNF domain b. Lineage: Eukaryota; Metazoa; Chordata; Actinopteri; Syngnathiformes; Syngnathidae. The coding region runs from base 3957 to 8780 and encodes 1607 amino acids. Gene Ontology annotation, molecular function: nucleic acid binding. The transcript has 16 exons. The record is from RefSeq and is a predicted model, not a curated record.
GUGGAAACCGCUGGCUCCACCUCUUCCUCCCAUCGCUGCCUCCCCACUGGUGUCUCAGGCCCCGCCCCUCAUCUUGACGCAGACCAGCGGGGGGGCGCACCUCCUCCUCACCACACAGAAUAUCUCAGUUGAAGUCAUGAAGAAGCCACUCUAAGUUAGAAUAAACAAUAUUGGAGGUCUUAAAACCUUAAACUUUGUCUUCGAUUUUGGGAUGCUGAGGUGCGGUGAUACGACAGUCGGCCAAUCAGGUACCAGGUUCAAAGGAAGCGCAUGGCUAUUAAGCAGCCGCUCCUGCAGUUAAACAUGCUUGCCACAACUCUUUGGUGUUGACAAACAAAACAAAACAAACAAACAAAAACCAAAAGUACUUUCACCCAAGCCACUACAAGAGAAGGUGACCCAAUGCAGAUGAAGCCUGUCAGCUCCUCUCACAUCUGACUGUAUUUUUCAAUAUUUGAUUUUAUACAUUUAUUGUCUACCGUAUACAGUCCCAGGCCGCCCCAGUUGGUGGCGCACUUCAAAUGAUGGCACGGAAAUGAGGCAUUUGGCUGAGUAAUAUGGGCGGAGCAAAACUAUUAUUGCUAAUGUCAAUGAAAACAAUCCCAAAAAUUGCCGCAAAGGAACAAGGAGCCAUUGGCUACCAGCAGCGGUGCGGGCGUUGACGUGAUCACGACCCAGCGCUCCUCUCGUCCUUACCGAUCGACUUUUGUUGAUCCCUAUCUUAGUCCUUUUCAUGUGUAUCUGUAAGUUAACUUACUAGUGACCUCGCGAUAUGGUUGGCAGUAACUUGAAUCCACGUGAUUAUGACCCCGUGUGAAAAAGUCAUGGUGCCCUAACCUAAGAAAUGCUCGGGCCAUCCUCAGCAGCAGCAACCGAAGUCAGGCGUUUUCUACAACUGCCAAUGAGUCUUUCACAUCUCCGUGGAGAUAUUUGGCCCACACUUACUUGCAGAAUUGUUUGAAGUCACCAACAACGGAGGCUUUUCAAGCAUGGACGGCCCUUUUAAGGUCAUGCCACUGCACCUCAAUUGGAUUUAAGUCUGGACUUUGACUAGCCCACUCCAAAACCUUCAUUAUUAGUAUUAUUAUUUUUUUAAGCCCUUCUGAAGUUGACUUGCUGAUAUGUUUUGGAUUGUUAUCCUGCUGCAGAACCCAAGUGCGCUUCAGCUUGAGCUCACAAACUGAUGGCUGAACAUUCUCCUUCCAUCAAUCACAGCAAGUUGUCCAGGUCCUGAAGGAGCAAAGCAGCACGAGACCAUCACACUACCACCACCAUGUUUGACUUUUGGCAUGAUGUUCUUUUUCUGAAGUGCUGUGCUACAUUUACGCCAGAUGUAACGAGAGACAUACCUACCAAAAAGCUCGACUUUCAUCUUGUCAGUGCGUAUAAUAUUCUUCCAAAAGUCUUGGGAAUCAUUCAGAUGUUUUUUAUUUAUUAUUUUUUUUUUUUACAAAAGUAAGACGAGCCUUUAUGUUCUUUUUGGUCAGCCGUGGUUCUGGCCUUGGAACUCUGCCGUGGAUGUCAUUUUUGCCCUGCAGUUCCUUCUUUAUUGUUGUGUCAUGAACUCUGACCUUAACUGAGGCAAGGGAUGCAAGUUGUCCUGAGUUGCUUCGUGGCCUCUCCGAUGAGUCAUUGCUGUUCUCUUGAGCUAAUCUUUGUAGGCCGGCCUGGGACGGUUCACCACUCUUCCAUGUUUUCUCCAUGUGAGGAUAAUUGCUCUCCCUAUGGUUCGCUGGAAUCCUAAACCUUUAGAAAUGGUGUUUGUAACUCUUUCUAGACUCAAUGACUUUAUUUCUCAACUGUUUUGGACUUUCUUUGAAUCGUGUCAUUUUGUUGCAGCUUUUUCUUUUAGAUCUUUUGUCCAACUUGAUUUUGUCGGGACGGAUUCUGUUGAAGUGAAUUCUUGAUUGAACAAGUCUGGAGGUCGUCGGGCUUUGGGUGUGAUCAGUGAAAAGUAACCAAAAAUUGUGAUUCGCCACGAUGAAUUCCUGAUUUAACAAGAGGGGUAAUUACUUUUUCACACAGGGCCAGGUAACUUUGAAUAUGUUUUUCAUUAGUCAUAGCGACGGGCAAUUUAGAGUUUCCAAUGAACCUAGCACGCAUGUUUUUGGGAUGUGGCAGGAAACCGGAGUGCCCGGAGAAAAGCCACCCGGGCACGGGGAGAACAUGCAAACUCCACACAGGCGGGGCCGGGAUUUGAACCCCGGUCCCCAGAACUGUGAGGCAGAUGUGCUAACCGGUCAUUGACCGUGCCGGCUGAAGUGAAACAGACAAUGACUUUAGUCCAUCUUUUUCCAGAAUGAGAGUGCUUAAAGAGGAGGAUGCUAUUCAUGUGGCACAGCUCGAAGCAGGCAUCAGGUGCAGGUGGGCCAGAUGGGCCUGGCUCAAGUUGGAGGCCAGAACAAAAAAGCAAAGAAAUGAGGCAAAUUUCAUUUUCAUCUUAAAUCUGUACAUUAACAUGUACUUAAGCGGUGCAAAGAAAUGUUUUUCUGCAUUCCUUAUUGUACUCUUUUAGAAGAGGAAUCAUCAUCUUUUAUUGUCAUGAACAUGCAUGCAUGCACAUGAAAUUAGUUCUCUGCAUUGAACCCAUCACAGUGAACACUCUUCAGAGUCUUUAUGUUAAAAAAAGAAAUAACUUCUCUGUGGGGGCCCGGGGAUGCCCCCGGACCUCCCCUACAAUGGCACCUUUUUCAUGCAUUUGGUGUUUGCAUGUCUGAUAUUCCCCCGCGAAAGUUUGGGAGAGGGGGACGGGGGACGGGGACCGUUGGACUCGGUCGGCACAGCCUGCGUCAUAUCCAAGCAACCGACCGCUUUGCUUUAAUGCUGAAUACCAGCAGCAGGGGGCACCAGAAAUCGCAGAGGAUAGCUUUAAAGGAGUGCAGUAACCUUUACUGCUCAUUUUGGAUGCUCCGUUUGUUGUCGAAGAUGUGUGAUUGUUACAGCGUAAAUCUGACUGUUUUCAACGUAGAAAAUCACUCAUUCGUAGAAUUCGGACACAAUACAAAACUAUAUGAACGUGAUUUACUACUGUUUGAAGUAAAUCCGACAAUGCGCUCGCUCUCAGUUUGAACCGGAAAAUGAGACGGCUCGGGAUUGUUGGUUGUUUAAAGCUAGCGAGCUUUGAGUACAUGGCUUAAUGACUGAGGGGUGCUGGGCCACUCGUUUGUGAAAAACGGAUUUCUCCGUAAACUGGUUGGUGGAAUGCUAACAUUCGCUAGAUCUUAUUCAGAGAUUUUCAGAUUGCCAAGAGUUAGACAUCUUUGGAAUGCUUAGAAACUGGAUACAGUAAACGUUCCAGACCUGCCCGCGAUCGAUGAAAAUCCGUGAUAUCGAAAUACGAUUUUUGAAAUUGUUUUACGGCCUUCCGCUUUUGAAACAAUACACAAACAUUUAAACACAGAAUAUAUUGAGCGAGCGAGAGCAAGAAGCGAUGGAGAAAAAAAAUGGCAAAAAAUAUCAAAAUGUAUAACACAUACGCUACACAAAAAAGAAGGCGUUUGCAUCCCAGCGAAACUACCUGUACUAUCAAUUGCCUGAACUGGUUCAAAAGCGAAAUAGCGGGGCUGCGAAGCAUGAACCGCAAUAUAGGGGGGCUUUACUGCAAUGCAUAUUGUAAUCCUCAUCGACAUCAAACUGAAAACUGUUUAGUUUGAUUUCACGUAAGAGUCAGGAAAAAAGGCAGUCAAUGAGCGUAUGCGACCCUGAAGUUAGUUCAAUAAUUAGUAAUUGAGUUCAAUCGGAAAGACUGCUGCUGUGGCAUUUUCUUACCUCCAGCUGGAACGCCACGAUGCCACAUCCAGUAUGGCAGCGACGCGGACGUACCAUUCAGCAUUCAAUGUGUGCUGAAAACCUGUGCAUGCGCGCGCGCGUGUGUGUGUGUGUGUGUGUGUGUUGUUCCGGCUCAGGCCUUUCCGCUGCCGUCGCCCGGACCUUCGCUUUUCGUCACCCUGCCGCAGAUGCCCCCGCCCGUGGUACGACCCGCCGUGUCCUCUGCCUUCUCCCGCAGCCACGCCCUUUCUCCUGCCCAGCUGCCCCUCCGCGCCAGCAGGGGGCACCAAGUGAACUUUCACCUGCCUCAGCCGGGUGACGCCAAAGCCUCACACUCGUCAGCAGCUCCCGGCUGCGUGUCUUACUCGAACGCGACGGCCGCCAAGGUGGUCCUCAGCGUGGACGAGUUCUACUACGGGACAGCCGGCGGGGAGCAGCCUCUGAGGAGGAAGUAUCACCAGGCGCUCAAAGCGGACACCUUCAGCUGCAACAUUUGCGAGCGCGCAGUCAGCGACAACCUCAGGCUGGUGCAGCACACACUUCAGCACUCGCCGCUGAUCCGAGGAGGCGACGACCAGAAAAUGUGCGCCUUCUGCUUCCGCCAGUUUUCCAGCGGCACCCAUCUUCAGGGCCACCGCGAGCGGGUUCACGGCCCCGCCCCCUCCUCUUGUACGUGUCGCAUCUGCGAGUGGGCCUUUGACAACGAGUCGGCGUUCCUCAACCACAUGAAGGCCAAUCACAAGCCGGGGGAGAUGCCGUACGUCUGCCAGGUGUGCUUCUACCGCUCGUCCUUCUACUCGGACGUCCUGCAGCACUUCGCCAGCUUCCACAGAGAUUCGCGCUACCUGCUCUGCGUCUUCUGCCUCAAAGUCAGCAGGAACGUGGCCAGCUACCAGAAGCACGUCCUGCGCCACCAGGCGGGCCAGGCUUUCCACUGCAGCCGAUGUCGCCUGCAGUUUGCCUUCUUGGCGGACAAAAAGCGCCACAAGCUGGAGCGCCACCGCAGCGUCCGCAGACCCGCCAAGUUGGACGGGCUGCCGCUGGGUUCAAAGGUGACCAUUCGCAUGUACGGGAAAAGAAGACUUCCGGCGGCGGCGGUCGGGGGCGGGGCCCGACUCCUGCAGGGCCCCGCCUGCCUCAUCCAGCCCAUCAAGAUCAAGGCAGAGCGGCAGAACGGGAGCCCCCCGCCGGCCGAACCCCCCGGAUCGCCCCGGGUGCAGAGCGGCAGGUUGUCGUGUUUGGAGUGCGGCGGAGAGGUGUCAGACUUUUCGGCGCACUACCCCACGCAUGUGCGCUGCCUGCUCUGCGCUUUCGCCAGCUGCUGCUCUCGCGCGUACGCCGCCCACAUGAUCCGCCACCACGUGCCGCGCUCCGAAGACCGACUUCUUCCUCUGCAUCGGCAGCCCCCCCCCUGUCCUUUCUUCCUGCUGUGUUCCUGCUGCGACUUCGCAUCGGUGUCUGGGGACAAGAUGGCCGAACACCUCCUGGUCAACCUGGAGCACCGGAGCGCCACCUGUCGCUCCAGAGUGUACGUUGAGCCAGACAUCCAGCUGUGUUCAGACGAAGAGACGCCACGCGUGGUCGAGGCCGACGAGCCAGUUCAGAUGGAGGACUGGAGGUCGGCGGCCGGUUGGAAACAACCCGAGGACUACCCGGACGCCAACACCUGCAUUGCGCCGUUCACUCAGCCCUGCGGACCUCGUCAGCCUCUACUGAAGAACGGUGACGCCGUGGAUUUCUUCAAACUGUUGUUCCCCGCGGCGCUGGUAGAACUGAUCACCACCGAGACCAAUGCCCACGCCAAGACCUGCCGCUACUUGGGCUCAGGCUGCCAGGACUGGGUUCCGGUCACCCCCCAAGAAAUCAAAGGUUUCCUGGGUCUGUGCAUCCUGAUGGGACUUCAGAACCUGCCCGAGCCGUCUCAGUACUGGUCCUGCAAUGAGCGUGACGACGGCCCCACCUUCCAGCGUACCAUGAGCCCGGAACGCUUCAAGCAAUUGGCGUCAAACAUCCGCAUGGGAAGCUUCAGCGCCGACGAGUACGAGCGUGGCCGCAAAGCCAGCGACCCGCUGCGCGUCUUCAAGCGCAUGCUGGACAUGCUGAGCGGCGCCAUGUGGGACGCCUACCGGCCCAACUGCUGCCUGACUGCGGACAGAGCGCUGCUUCCCGGUCUGGAGGGGGACCUCAGAACGAGUAACUCCAAGAGCCAGCCUCAGGUGUGGCUGCUGUGUGACUCCAAGUCUGGCUACUGCCACCGCCUCUUCAUCCAGAUGGGCGAGAAGGUGAGCCAGGAGGCGGGCUUUGACGUGGUGCAGGAGCUGGUCAAGGGUCUGGAGAACAAGCACCACCAGAUCUACAUGGCCAACUCGCUCAUAUCCGUCCCUUUGGUGCAGAAGCUUCUGGCGCAGGGUAUCUACGCCUCCAGCUCCUUCCCGCCUCCCAGCCGCAUCCUGCCCGGGGCACUCUGGGAGGAUGGCCGGCUGGACAAACCCGGGGACUUCCUGCAGAGACGCUGGGGUUCCCUGCUGGCCACACGCUGGAGGGACACCAAGGAGAUGGGCUGCCUGUCCACAAAUGCCCAUGCGGGGGAAGCGGACACCGUGUGGAGGCGGUCCCUGACCAAAGUGGGCGGCUUGGAUCCCAUGGCCCGGCCGAUGGCCUUCCGACUCCUGCAGGAGAACAUGCGAGGGGUGGACAUCUGCAAGCAGCUGCUGGCCUGCAACCCUUUGGGUGGAAUUCUGCAGGAUCGCCAUUGGCGCGGUCUCUUCUGGUUUCUAGUCAACCUGAGCGUGGUCAACGCCUUCAUCGUUCUGCGCGAGAGCCGCAAGGGCAGCCCGCCGGCCUGGGUGCGGGACGGCCUCUUCACGCAGGUCACCUUCCGCAGGCGUCUGGGUAUCCAGCUGGCCGAGUGCGCCCAGAAGCUGUCGGAAAAGAGCGGCGCGCGGCGGCCCAAAGCGGAAAGGCCGGAUCGAAACGUCCGACGACGACACCGGAUGGGCAAGGUCGGCGGCUGCUCCGAGAGGUGCCAACACUGCGACGGGACCAAGGACGGCGCCUGGGGCUGCGUUGCGUGCGGAGUCGGGCUGUGCAAAGAGCCGCGAUGCUUCUGGGAGUUUCACGGACUGUCGCCUCGCAACAAAGGCCUAACAGAAGUAGGAUUCCUCGAAAACGGCCAGAGUGGCGAGGCGGAGCCUGACAAAGUCCAUGACCAUCUGGCCCCUCUGGAGGACUUGGACUUCUCUGAAGACGAGGGUCCGGACGAGCUUGAGGAAAGCGAAUGUAUAAAAGAGGAGGUUCCUUCCCCCCCCUCGCCUCAUCCGACAGAUCUCAGCAGCCAAUCGGCCGCUCCCGUCCCCAAAGAGCGAGUGGACUUCCUGUCGGCUCACCAACUGAGGGUGGCGCUUCUGGCUUUAUGCGGCGGACUGCGUCAAGCUUCCAUGGUCUUCGCCACCGAGCCGCAGCUCAUCCGGUUCUGGCUGAAGGAGGCCAGGAAGCAUCUGAAGCAAAAGAACCGUGAACUUGAGGUCCGGGUCCAGGGGGGUGGCGAGGCCUGCCUGGUGGCCUGGGUGCUGAGCCAGCGCGAGCAGCAGCUUCCUGUCAGCGAGAGCGUCUUCUUCCACAAAGCGGCCACGCUUAACAAGAACGGAGAGUUGGGCGACACCUUCCACAUGUCGUACGACUGGGCCGUGCUCUUCAUGCUUCGGUACCAGCUCGGCCCGACGCCCGCAGGCAGGAAAGGGACGCGGGCUCGCGCUCUACCGCCAUCUCUGCAGGCUAGCGUUCAGUCGUUCAAAGACUUCACCCAUAACGUGAUCCGGGUUCACCAUCUAUCCGACAGUUCGGUCGCAGUGAUGGAUGAGUUGUACUUCUUUGUGGAUUUGAGGAGCUUUCAGGACCGGCGUCACCGUGCUGAGGCUUUGCAGUUCACAGGAUCGGUACCGCUGGUCACCGUGUGUCUGUCGGCGCUGGCCGACGGAACCAUGCUGCCCGCCUUGGUGCUGACCAACAGACAGCCAAUCGAUGAGGUUCUGCCAGACUUUGUCGUGCUAGAAGUCACUUCGCAGAACCCGUCCGCUGAGGAGGCCUUUAAGCUCUGGACUCAAAGGAUUUGGCUUCAGCAUAUUUCCGGGCCAGUUCACCACAGGAAGUCCAUGUUGGUGUUGGACCAGCACCAAGACCACGUGGGAGACGUUUCUCUCAGUAACCUGAGCGGCUGGGGCACCCUUCCCGCCGUAAUCCCCGAAGGGUGUUCCUUUCUCCUGCAGCCUCUGGACCUUGGCAUCAAGCCGGCUCUGGAGCGUUUCUUCCGAGCUCGUUGGAACAAGUUCAGUGCAGACAAGCCGAAAGAGCCUGAAGAGGUGGCGCCUGGACAUCUGCAAGACAGCGCUGCUCAGAUGCUGAUCCGCUGGACGGUCCAAGCCUUGACACGUCUCAAAGACCUCCGCCAGCUGUGGAGGACGUCUUUUGAGAUUACAGGGAUCCUGCCAAAGACAGACCCUGGUGAGGAAGUUCCUGACAGAGGGGAGAAACAACGGAACCUUCUGGAGAAGCUUGAAGACAUAAUGCUGCCUUCUGAAGACCGUUUGGACCUCCUAGAAGUAGAAGAUAAAGAGGAUGACGAUGACUCUGAAGACGACCAGACGUCCGAAGAGAAACGCGAAGAGAGCAAAGAGGAGGGUGAUCCAGAAGAAGAAGAUCUAGAGGCUGACACCAACAUGAACCGGGAAAAGAAUAAAGAGGAGGACGGUCAGGAAGGAGAAAAAGAACUGGGGGAAGACACCGAAAUAGAUGGAGGAGACCAGCUUGUGACGAUGGAGGAGGACAGCGAAGAAGAAGUCGAGAAGGAGAACGAGUGCAGGAAGGAGGCUACCAAGGAGCGCAGGGAGACCAGGAUCAUGAUCGGAGAGGAAGUCGGCGACGAGUGGAAGAUAACCAUGAAGACGAGGACGGAGACCAGGAUGGAGGGGUCCCAGACGAACCAGGGCAAGCCUCAACAAAUGGACCAGAGCUGAGGGUCAUUCCAGAUCACUCAAUGUCAUUCGAGGACCCAAAGUGGACCGGCAGGACUGUUGGGAUGCACGGCCGGAAAGGCUUCGAGUGUCCGGCACUUCCGUGACGCUCGCGAUUGACGUUCUAAAAACUUGAUCAUCAUUCAUUUUGACUGCGACGUGUGAAGCAGAUGCCCAAACAUGGAAAGCUAGCUCCUAGCCUCUAGCUACCAAACUGAGCUAGUUCGGGUAAUGCUAAGUCCCUCUCACUUAACGGCACCCAACCCAAUCGGAACGCUCCGUGCAAACUAAUGCGUGACUUUGUUAGCAUCGCUGCAUGCUAACGCUAACUAUAGCAUAUAGCCUAGCUUCCACAAUAUGAGCGACCGGCUCGUCAAAGGUCAAAUGUGAAGUGAUCUUUUUGUUGUGGUUUUGUCACUUCCUGCCAACCAUGUGACAUCGUCGUAGGUCACAUGCUUAUGGUGGGUGGGGCCAAUCAGACACCUGAAUGAUGCUCGUCAUUUCACAUUUGUCAGUAUAAAAGUAUUUUUAUUGUCAACUACUGCUUGUGAAAACUUUGUAGGGAGUGACUGACGGUGUCAGCUUCCAAUCCUAUUUGCGAGUUCUUCUUGCUCAACACAACACGACUAAAAAUAUGAUCUAAAAGCAACAGAGUUCUUGCUGAGAUCAAGUAUUAAAAGCGGCGUUCUUAAAGGUCCCCUUCCAUCAAUGUUUGAAAUUGUUUUUAUUCGAAUUAUUUUUGUUCAAUAAUCUUUAAUGUAUGUCCUUUUUCAAGCUGUACCCACUUAUCGGUAAUGUGAACUGAAGUGACGGUUGGCGGCUGCAAAUAUACGAGAUGAUGAUGUUUUGAUAGGCGGGGUCCCGUUCAAUCACGUCGACUAACUGGCCCGCGGCGUUCAUCUCUUGUGCACGCUUUGCUAUUUAAUCGACAGUUGCAUUCAACAUUACAAAGAGUUCAUUAUUGUUGCGUAACACAGCACAUGUACUGCAUACUUUUAUGAACUGUAUCUGCACGGCUUGGCGGCGGUCACCCGGCCGGGCGGCUCUGUCCAAACCCCGAAAUGCGCUUCCGGCAUGUGUGUGUGUGUGUGUGUGUGUGUGUGUGUGUGUGCGCUUAUUUUACAAAGCCAUCGUCCGUGAAAUGGGACCGGACACGGCACGAUUGUGGUUCCCAAAUACUGAUGAAUUUCCCCCAAAUAAAUUGAAGCCAUUUAUUCCUG